AUGGUCGACCGGAAUGCAACUUCAAUCGGUCGGGAUGCGGGACCGCUAGACGCCAAUAAUCCAACAUUGGGAACGAAUCCCUUCUGGGCAUUUGAGUAUCUUUUUACCAAUUAUGAUGUGCUCGCCUUGGAAGAACGGAUCAUUUUGGCUCUCAGGGGUAUUCAACCCAUUUAUUUCCCCCUCCUUGCCAUUUUUACUGUGCCUGUGAACUCAGUGGCAAUUGUCAUCCUCUCCCGGGGCAAGUGUGGUCUCUCCGAGUGUGUCACUCGCUACCUGGUGGCCAUGGCGGCCGCAGAUCUGGUCGUCGUUGUCCUCGACCUGAUAUGGAGGCACAUCCCGAUGACAUAUCGGGACCAGUUCAGUUUCCUGUGGAGCAUCCCCGUGUGUAAUUUCCACGCCGUCCUGCUUUACGCAGACGCGGACUGUUCCGUUUGGUUCACCGUCGCGUUCACCUUCGACCGCACAUUGGCAAUUUGCUGCCAGAAGCUGAAAUUGAAAUAUUGCACAAAGAGAAUCGCGGCCGUUGUUCUGUGGACAGUGGCCCUAGUGAGCUGUUUAAAGAACAUCUUCUGGUACUUCAUGCUGACCGGCGAGUAUAAUUUCCACAAUGACCCCUUUAUUUGCAGGGAGAGGCCCGGUAUCUUGGAAUCACAAAUCUGGGCAGCGGUUGAGUUGAUUCACUAUAUCAUCACCCCGGUGGCUCCAUUUUUUCUGGUUAUGCUGUUCAAUGUCUUCACCGUUCGGCACAUCGUUAUGGCCAACAGAGCCCGUCGGAGGCUCCGGGCUCCCAGCAAUGGAGAGACCCCCAAAGAUCCAGGGAUGGAAAGUCGCAGAAAAUCCAUCAUCCUAUUGCUUGCUGUCUCGGGCAAUUUCGUCUUGCUGUGGUUCGUCUUCAUGGUGCAUUCAAUUUGGAACAGGAUGUACUGGUUAGGCUACCGGGUCAAGGUCCCACCUGAGAUCGUGCAGAGGACGGGCUACGUCCUGCAACACCUCAGCUGCUGUACAAAUACCGGCGUUUACGCCUUGACCCAGAGCAAGUUCAGACAGCAGCUUGGGAUGGCGCUGAUCUACCCUCUCACUCGCCUCGCACGCGUCUUCAAAUAG
Leucoraja erinaceus (little skate) is the source of this 1104-nucleotide messenger RNA. RefSeq names its product type-2 angiotensin II receptor-like. NCBI's taxonomy places the organism in Eukaryota, Metazoa, Chordata, Chondrichthyes, Rajiformes, Rajidae. Gene Ontology annotation, biological process: G protein-coupled receptor signaling pathway. Gene Ontology annotation, molecular function: G protein-coupled receptor activity. The record is from RefSeq and is a predicted model, not a curated record. The coding region runs from base 1 to 1104 and encodes 367 amino acids. Gene Ontology annotation, cellular component: membrane. The transcript has 2 exons.